Triticum aestivum (bread wheat) is the source of this 1388-nucleotide messenger RNA. RefSeq names its product E3 ubiquitin-protein ligase FANCL. NCBI's taxonomy places the organism in Eukaryota, Viridiplantae, Streptophyta, Magnoliopsida, Poales, Poaceae. The record is from RefSeq and is a predicted model, not a curated record. Gene Ontology annotation, cellular component: Fanconi anaemia nuclear complex; nucleus. The coding region runs from base 97 to 1032 and encodes 311 amino acids. Gene Ontology annotation, biological process: interstrand cross-link repair; protein monoubiquitination. Gene Ontology annotation, molecular function: ubiquitin protein ligase activity. The transcript is spliced from 10 exons.
CUCGUGCGUUCGCCCAAAAGGGAAAAAAAAAACCGCGGCUAGCAUAAACGGUGGGCGCGCGGCGGCGGCGGCGGCGGCGGUUGGCCCUCUCGAGUCAUGGUGCUACCCGCCACCCUCUCGCGCGACGCCAGAGCUCACUCGUGCCCUGCACAGGACGGCCAGGGGGAAGCGGGGCCGCCGCGCCCGUGCAGACCGCCCGCGUUCUACAGCUCCGUGUUCGCGCAGAUCGAAGAGGUCGGGUGGGGGCAGCUAGUGAGCGCCACAGGCGACGACGGCGUGUCGUGCAUCACCUUCCGCGUCGUGGAUGAGCAGCGACGGCAACAUUUACUGGAGAUCACACUGCCCAUGAACUACCCGGCAUGCCCUCCUUCAAUUGCUGCGGAUGUUCCUUAUCUCCCCAAAUUACAGUGGUCAAAAAGCUCGAGACUGAAGGAUGUUCUCUGCCAGUUCCAAGCGCACCUGAAGGUAUUGCAAGAUUACUGGUCUACAAUGGAUGGCAUUGACAAGGCCCUUUGGGUUGUCGAUCCUACAAAGCCGACAUAUGCUAUGUCUCAUCGUCGCAUAGCUUUGGGUGAUGAUUGCUAUAUUUUACUACAUGUUGAUGCGCACAAGCCCAACUCCUUACCAGAGUGCCGCUUCCUAGGCACAGAUGGGAAACUGGAAAGGCUGAUAAAGAAUUGGAGAAAAAAUCGUAAGAGAUGGAGCGCUGACGGAAAGUUCCAUGAGAACCUGGCAACCGUCUUAGAUUUUGCUCUGCCGCAACCCCCUUCUGUGAGUAUCAAAGAUGACCAGCAAGCUGAUUGUGGGAUAUGUUACGCGACGCAUCUGCCCGUCGAUGACGAACUCGGUACUCAGAGCGGGUGCGCGGCGGACUACAAGUGCGAAAACCCUAGCUGCAGCAGAGCCUUCCACUCGGUGUGCCUGAGAGACUGGCUGCGCACCAUUACUACGACAAGGCAGUCGUUCGAUGUUCUGUUCGGGAACUGCCCCUACUGCAGCGAGCCUGUCGCCGUGAAGAGCACCGACAUCUGAACCUGCCUUCUUCGCAUUUACAAAUCGAGGUGCUGAAGUUGGCUUAAUGUGUGGUUCCAGGUUUCGGGCGGACCAGUAAAAAGGAAGAGGGAAGAAAACAAGAAGAUCUAGGUCGCUACGUGGAUGAGCCGGUCGUCAUGAUCUAGAUGUCAUCAAUGGAGCUGCAAGGGGUCAAAAUUCCCGUUGCUUUCUACGAAAUUGGCGUCCACUUCUAGAGAUGAAAGAAGUGUGCCAGCCUAAUUACUGAAAAUUGGUGUCUCUUACGCACCCUUCUAGAUUUGGGACGAAUGAGGAAUUGCUGACUGGUAUAAUUACAGUGGUUUGGAUCUCUGAAUGUCAAUGCGCAUUAGUAUUUC